UUCGCCACGAACAUUGCUGCAGACACUGUUCAAGUUGAAUGUGUUGUCCAUGAUUACCUACAAUGCUACAUAGCAGCAUUGCGGCCUAUGGGUCUAAGAGCAGGAGGUGCCCUUCGCUUGAGACUCUUUGGCCAGAAAAGCUUCUCUAUUGAGUUCGUGACGCAGCCAUGGUUGUCCACCGAGGUUUUGCGAUCGUUUGAUUUCUCCUUCCUGUGAGCUGGGCAUUGCAGCUUGCAGAGAUGAUUCUUCUGAAGUCAUGACAAAUUGAGGACUGCAAGAAGGGGCAUUGUCUUCUAUAGACAACGGUGGGAGCUGCACUGAAGCGGGGCCUGAUUCCCCUCUUGCAGCGGUGACUGGGGAGGGGAACUUCACCCUCUGAAAGACAGUGGUGUCCUUCUCCAUGCUAAAUCAGAGGCGUUCAGCUGUGCCCUACAUUUGCAGCUGUAAAGGGACGCCGAAGUCAGUCCGCCAAGGCGGUUAGAUAGGAAGGCCAUGGGGGGCAAGAAGCAGAAGGAGUUCAAGGACAUCCCUGAGUACCACAUCAACGGGCAGGAGGGGGAGGACACAACUGUGAAAGUGGGGGAUUGCGUGAUCAUGCGUCCCGACGCGGGAGAGCUGCCAUACAUCGGCAAGGUAGAAAAGUUAUUUGUGGCAGGCGAGGGGAAAAAGCAGGAGAAAAUCAAGGCGCGGUGGUAUUAUAGGCCGAGCGAAGCAAAGGGAGGGCGACGAGCUUUUCACGGGAAGGCGGAGCUGUUUCUGUCGGACCACUACGACGAGGUGUGGGCGGAGGCCAUCAUGGGCAAGUGCCGCGUGCACAGCUUCAAGAAGUACAUCCAAAUGGAGGACCUCGGGGAAAACGACUUCUACUGCCGCUUCGAGUACAAGGCCCAGACAGGGGCCUUCGUGCCGGAUAAAGUAGCAGUGUACUGUCUCUGCGAGAUGCCCUACAACCCGGACGACCCCAUGGUCCAGUGCGAGAAGUGCCGCGACUGGUACCACCUAAAGUGCGUGAAUUUAACCAAGAGCACUGUGAGGAAGCUGGAGGUGUUCUUCUGCGACUUGUGUCAAAAAGAACCGCAAGAGACGGUCGAAAGCGGAGACGAGAACGCUAGGAGCUAGCAUAGAACAGCCGGGAGGCAAGGCUUGUCAUUCUGAUCGUUGCAAGCAGAUUGUGUGUAAGGAUGCAACAGCGGGUCGAGGCAAAAUUCCUGUAUGGACGGAUAAAAAUUUGGCACGUGUCCCUAGACAGCAGUUCGACUGUCAGUGUUUCAAGCGGUACGGGCACAAGAAAAGCGUAGCAAAGUGUUGUUCUGUCAUAGGUUUUUCUAGGUCGCCGGUUAACUUAGCAUGUAGAUAUGUGAGGUGUAAGAUCUAUGCGGCAUAAGAUAGUGGAUGUUCCUCACAGGACUAUGGAUUCAAGGGUCCGUUUAGCAGCUCAGAGACAUGGGGCAACAAGCCUCUCACAGUUGUGUGAGAAAGGGCCAUACUUAAGCGUUGCGUCAGCUCUGCAAUGCUAGUACAGAGGAUCAGUCCUGGAUUUGACAUGAAUCAGACUGCAAGAGAAAGUCAGAAGGGUUGCUUAUAGUGCUAUGUGGAAUUGACUUGCAGGUGGUGCGCGCACAGCGUGCAUCAGGAUCCGAUCCUCAUCGAUCGCACUGCAAUAUUUUUGAAAGACCAAC
Klebsormidium nitens is the source of this 1679-nucleotide messenger RNA. Lineage: Eukaryota; Viridiplantae; Streptophyta; Klebsormidiophyceae; Klebsormidiales; Klebsormidiaceae. The record is from the annotation of a GenBank genome assembly.